AUGAACAUAAGCGCCGGCAACUAUAACCCGACCCGACUCACACCAAGAAACUGUGCCAAACUGUGCCAGCCAAACUACAGGUAUGCAGGCCUUCAGCUUGGUCAGCUGUGCUUCUGUGGCGACUCCUACGGUAACUAUGGACACGAUGAGACCUUACAGUGCAACUUGGCCUGCCCUGGUGAUGAAACCAAAUCUUGCGGGAGCGCUACCCACAAUUCCAUCUACGCAGUUCCACUGCAAGUUUCCUCCGUGAUAUUGUCUGGAAUGACCAAUAACUCCGUGAUUUCUCGCAAGGAUGUGACGGCUUUCAGCGAUACUUUCUUUGCCCUGGAGGUUGAAGGUUCUGGAUUUGCAUCCGUUGUGGUGGAGUUUGGAGAUGGAUAUAUUGAAUCGUUUUCGAAUCGUUCAUUUAGUCACCGAUAUCUAUACCCAGGCCUGGCGCACAUGGAAGCCACAGUGCUGGAUGCAGCCCAAUUAGCCCCCUACCCUACCGCAGCCUACCUGCAGAUCCACCUGCCCAUCAUGGACAUCAAGAGGCUCUGCCCAAUCGCUGUCCUGCAAGGGGAGGUGUUUGACUGCGAAUUCACCACUGCCGGGACAGGCAUGCGAGCCUCGGUGGACAUUGAGGGAAUGCAUAGCUUCAACUUGACACUGGCUGAUGCAUCGGUGUUGAUGUUUGGGCCUAACCUGGACCAGACUGAACAGCCUACAGAGCCAGACGUACCUGGCGUUUUCAUCAAGUUAGCUGACCGAGUCACGGACGAUGCUGAACUGGUUUUCAGACCCCAUUUCAUAAACGGACUACAGUUUUGUUACCGGACCCUCAGCUACAUAGAUGAGGCCGAGGAUUGCUUGCAGCAGUCCAGCCUCAUGCAGCACAGGUGCUUGCAAGGAGAGAAGUUCAGCUUCACCAAGCGUUCCUGUUUCGACACCGACACCAAACUUAUCGUCAACCCAGAUGCCUCUCAACCCGAAGCAAUAACUUACUCCGAGGUAUCUCGCUACAAUUUCACCACCGACAAACCGGGAAAGCAGUUCCUUCCACUACCUAACGAAGAGAGAUUCGAGUUACAGGCAGGAGAUUUGGUUGGUUUCCAGUCCCCGGGAACCAGUGUGAUCCGUCGUAUACAACCUCCAAUUGCAUCGAACGGUGAUGUUCAGAUUCCGGACAGCGAUAUAAUUUCCGUUCCUCCAAAUCCUCCUCCCAGUUCUGGACAGUUUCUGUUCCGGGCAGUCGCAGUGCGGCCUUCCCGGCUCCACGUCAGAGGAAUGUACGCCCAAAACAGCACGUUAGGACCCCGGAGCAUCAAAGUGUCGGUCGAGAAUGCUGUCAGCAGUCAAACAUUAGCAACGGUCAUUUAUGUUGACAAUGUGAUUGAUAACGUGAGCCUCAUAGUCUCUAGAUUAGGUAAAAACAAAGGUGUACUUGGCCUUAUUCAAUACAAUAUUAUCUUCUUGAAUUUACUACUUCUGUGCAUAUCUGAGACGUAUGAGACUGUUGGCUUAACGGUCGACUACGAUGGCGAAGCAUUUGCUGUGGAGUGGAACAUGGGAGACGGAAUAACGUACAACACUACAGAAAACUCGACUACCUAUCAGUGGAAGACAAAUGGUUCUUAUAACAUCACCGUCAGGGUCCUCAACCAUUACAACGCACAGUCUGAUACAAAACUCAUCACAGUCCAGGAGAGAAUUCUUGGCCUCAACUGGACAACUCUUGACCUCGGAACCCCAAUCCUGCUUGGCAGCCAAGCAGUUCUUAACUGGACUGCUGACAAUGGAACGGAUAUGCAAUAUGUGUUUGAAUUUGACUGGAACCUCGGUCGACCCGUAACAAACUUCACAUUUGGUAGCGACGGGGCAUAUUAUGUUGCCUCAUUGACUACGUCAGAUUGGGCUCUCCAGAGCUUCACUAUUCAGCUCUCAACAGAUGCAUUGAGUGGUAUGACAACCUUCAUCCCAGAGGGACAAGGAAAUCUCACUGUUUCCCUUCAUGUCUUCAACCUUGUUAGCGACAUGCGCAUACAGGCCAGUGUCGUCGUCCAGUCUGCCAUAUCUGGGUUCAACGUCUUUCAUGUCCCGCCUCAAAAAUUUGGCGAGGACAUUGUCCUGGUGUAUGAAUUAGCGAGCGGUAGUACUGUCAUUGUUGAAAUGACUGUGGACGGGUACCAGGUAGAUGGGACUUGCGUCACUACCGAUCUUGAGGGCGAAUGCAUGCUGGGUUAUCUAACGGGUUACUUUGAAGACGGCGAAUACAGCGUCGAAUUGUCGGCUUACAAUGGCAUCAGUGGACCAGCCAUUGUGGUGACAAAUAUCACCAUACAGGUGCCAUUUAGUAGCAGCAAUCUCAGUGUAGAAAUCUCGCCCGGUCUGGUCUUCGCCACCGGAACCAGUCUCAGUGUUGUUGUUGACAUGUUGCAAGGAUCUGACGUCCACCACUUGGUUGACUUUGGAGACGGCAGCAAUCACGUGACCGGUUUUACGUCUUGUUUCCUCCCUGGCUGCGAGGACGAAAUCGAAGUCGAUCGUGUGUUUUCUAUUGCCGGAGUGUACGCAAGUCAGGUUCUUACUUGGAAUCUAGUCAGCAGUGUGAAUUACAGUAUGGAAGUCAGGGUACAGAACCCGGUGACAAUCCUGUCAAUGGACAGGCCCACUCCCUCGGAUUUGAUUGGUGUUGCCAAGGGUGAUUCAUUCGAGAUAAUUGUCGAUUUCAAUAUUGAUGAUUACACUAAUGGGAGUGGUACCUUGCAGCCCACAGACGCAACAGCGGCGUACUUCAUCCCAAAUGCAUUCUAUGAUAACUACGCUCUAGGUAUCACCAACAAUGCCCACUACCCUGUUACCCAAGUGCUGCCAGUACCAAGCCAUGGGUGGUACGUUGGCAACGUCACAGUGUUCAACCUCGUCAGCGAAGUUACGUUCCAAAUAAACGUCAAUGUUGAAGAAUUCAUCGAGAGCUUUUCCAUUGUGCCCACCAACGGUUUUGAUCUUUUGAUUGACGAAGUGCUCCAUUUUGAUCUAAACGUAUCGUGGGGCUCACAGAUCGAUUUCAGUGUCAGUUUUGGAGACGGUACGUCAAGAUUGAUAUACAGCGAGAAGCGAGGGACACAAGUGUCCCACGUGUAUGCAGCUAUCGGUGAAUAUCAGAUUUACGCAGAAGCAUGGAAUGGUCUAGGGAUAGUCAAUACAAGCGCAUCGGUCAGAUUGUUCGGCAGAGUCACAGGGUUCUUUCUGCAAGCACCAUUGCUGCACAGGUUACCCUUAGUCGGAUCUUUCACGGUAGAAGUUCAACUGUACAUUAAGAGGGUAGCUGUCCUGGCUAACAAUGUCACAGUUAGCAUCAAUUUUGAUGAUGGUAAGCCUACCGUUGUUGGUCUGACGGCUGUAAACAUGAGCCGACCAGAAUUAGACACGUCGACAGCGAUUCACAUGGCCAGCUUUUCCAUGACCUACAACGAGACAGGAAAAUUUACCGCGGCGGCCCACAUUGCCAAUCCGGCUAGUUUUCAGAAUCUCAUGGUCGAGUUUUGGAUUUACAAGGUGGUAUCUGACCUGCAAGCAUUCCUGAAAUACAACGAGUUUUCCGUGGGCAAUUUCACCUCAGGUGAUCCCGCGUUGGAUCAGCAACCCUUCGUAGCUGAUGGUUUGUUUAUUCCAAUCGACCACGCAGUCGUCCUGGUUGCGACAUUUGCCUCCGGCAAUGGCCUCACGUUUACGUGGGACUUUGGCGAAACCCCAGGUCUGCACACCAUAACAGACGAACCCCGUGAGAUCUACAAGUACAAUGACCCGGGAGUGUACAACGUCACUUUGAACGCUUCCAACCCGAUUUCGCACAUGACGACCGGUGUCACUGUCAAUGUCCAAGUCCCGGUCACUGAUGUCACGCUGACGGUUCUCGACAUCGGCGACCAAACCAGCAACGUGACGAUGUACUUUGAGGUUCGUGCUGUCAGCCUGGGAACAGACGCUUGCUACCGAGUUGACUUCCAGGAUUCACAGAUCGCCCCCAUUGUUUACUUCGGCUCUCAAAGUGUCUGUCUGGAAACCUACAGAACCGAAAUUAGCUAUGCGCAGUACCCGUUUGUUUUCGAACCAUUAGACAUGCUUGGCAACUGGGAAGAGAAUAGAGCACCUGGAGCAUUUAACAUCACCAACAUUUAUGAUCGCUACGGCAGUUAUGCAAUCUCAGUAACAGGCAGUAACAUCGUGUCAAGCUCAUUUUUUGUGCUGUCGCAAUAUGUCUCUAAACCGGAUUGCUCCUUCCCGAAGGUGUCCGUGAAUAAACCCAACCUCUGCGACAACGUUCUCUUCAAAUGUGCGCAAGACACGAAAUACCGAGUUUACUUAGCCUCUGUGCAAAUCAUCAUCAACUCGGAGGUCUCUUUGAACUGUAAGAGCAGCAAUAAGGGUUGGUACGACUGGUCCGUUUCUUUCUUGGGAAACAGCACAGGGAACCAGGGUCAGGACUAUGACCUUCCAGACGACAUCAUGACGGCUGGUCUGUCACUCGGAAGCCUGAUCAUCAAGCCAGCCUCCUUGAGGUACGGCUGGUACCACUUGGAGCUAAACGUCUCCAUGUACCAGGAAUACCCGCCAAUUGCUGCCACCGACUCCACGUACAUCCACGUGGUCUCCUCCCCGCUGGAAGUUUCCAUUUACGGCGGAGACGAACGCACCGUCAGUAACAACUACACCAUCACGAUAGACGCCGAGCGAUUGACGUACGAUCCCGACAUCCCGCGUAGCAGCGCCAAACCAGAUGACUUCAGAUUCGUUUGGUUGUGCCGUCGUAAGUCAUACUACAGCACCAACACGUUUAACACCACUUACGACGUAGAACCCUUUGAAGUCUGGGACAAAUUCUAUGACAAAUUGGAAACAGAUGGUUCGGACAACAAGAACGGUGAAAUUGAUGCCAGUGAUAGACUUGUUGGCAUAAGUGAUCGUGAAGGAUGCUUCGGUUUGUCUCAAGACGGGAACGUACCUGCGCCCGGAGUGUUUCAGAUUACUUGGGAUAGGUAA
This is a messenger RNA of Patiria miniata (bat star), 5025 nucleotides long. RefSeq lists its product as uncharacterized. The record is from RefSeq and is a predicted model, not a curated record. The transcript has 11 exons. NCBI's taxonomy places the organism in Eukaryota, Metazoa, Echinodermata, Asteroidea, Valvatida, Asterinidae. Bases 1 to 5025 code for a protein of 1674 amino acids.